Molecule: messenger RNA, 1606 nt
Organism: Symsagittifera roscoffensis
Lineage: Eukaryota; Metazoa; Xenacoelomorpha; Acoela; Convolutidae
Product: aquaporin-like
Exons: 3
Coding region: 497-1381 (294 amino acids)
Biological process (GO): water transport; transmembrane transport
Cellular component (GO): plasma membrane
Molecular function (GO): water channel activity
Source: RefSeq, a predicted model, not a curated record
ACUGAGUCAUUUUACUUGAUACGUUUUAGUUUAGACUGUUGCUAAGAUUUUAAUUAACAGACGGUACGUGAACAAGUUAAGGCAGAUCCGUUCGAAUCGAUGUUCGAAAACCUUUUUCACUUAUUAAAUUUUACUCAAAAAACCAAUCGUCAUAACUCAUUGUUAUUAAUCCAGAGAUUUCAGAAUUCUAAUUAUCAGCUUUGUUAAAAUAGUAAAUCAAAAAAUAAUAAAUCCAAAUUUGAAACUUGUUGCUAACCGAAGUUUAUAGCUAGCCGAAUUUCCUUUUCUGAAGGGUAACCGUACGCAGUUUAAACACGUGAACAAAUAUAACCACUGAACCAUAUUUUGCAUUGAUUGUCGUGAAGUGAAAUCUCAAAAACUAAUCCAAAGUUCAAAACCAAGAAUUAAAUCACAUUUAUAUGAUCAUAACGAACAGCUGGAUUUAUUUGACAUUUGUUGCGAAAGUUUGAACUUCUAGAUCUGGUUGAAAAAAAGUAUGGGUUAUUAUCGAAAACAUGCUCUUGAAGGAAUAUUGCACGCUUCACAUGAGCUUGCGGACCCAAGACUGUGGCGAGCUGUUUUUGCCGAGUUCUUCGGAACCUUUGUCAUGGUUUUCGUCGGGUUGUCCAACAUCGUCGGCAGCGAAUUCGACGCUGGAGUCGGAUCCGAGAUUGACAAUUUGGUCACACCUGGACUGACGUUUGCGGCCAUCAUCAUGACUCUGAUUCAUAUCAUCGGACCCACUUCCGGGUGUCACAUCAACCCAGCUGUGACCAUUUCAAUGACGGUGGUGAGAAGGUGUCACGUACUUAAAGCCGUUUGCUACAUUCCCGCGCAGCUCCUAGGCGCGUCUGCUGGAGCAGGUCUGCUGUACUGGAUUGCGCCCCAGGAAUGGAUAGAUGCGACCCAUUUGGGCAUGAACAGAUUGAGACCCGAGCUGAACAUGGGCCAGGGUGUAGUGGUGGAGAUAGUUGGAACCAUGAUUCUCGUGUUGCUAGUCCUGGUCAUCUCUGACCCUGAUCCAAAGAAGGACUUCGAGGGCUUUCCUUCGACUGCCGCCGGAUUCAUGGUCCUUGCCUGUGUCUUCUUCAUGGCCCCUUACACCGGAUGCAGUUUGAACCCCGCCCGCUCUUUCGGACCGGCCUUGGUCAUGCGCGACUUCGCCAACUACCACUGGAUUUACUGGGUGGGGCCGAUCGGAGGGGGACUUGUUGCCGUUGUUGUCUACUAUGGCGCUCUCGUUCAGGGAUUGCACAAGUUUGACGACCCAAUCGAAGCGGAAGAUUCGUCUGUGGUGAAGGAGAAGAACUCACAAGAGAUGUCGCAGAAUCCACCCCAAGAGGAGUCAUCAUUCGCUAAAAACGCCGUGGUUCCGAGUUAAAAUUCACACGUGUGUGAAGCGGACCCGACACGAUUGGACAAAAGUCGAAAAGAAGAUCUAUAUUGUUCCGAAAAUUGUUUAUACUAGUGUAAGUGAUCUGUACAAAAACGGAUGUAGCAAAAAGUAUUAUGAAAACACGUGGUUUCAAUAUCGAAAAAUCUAUAUGGUCUAUAGCUGCAUUGAGAGUUUUCACAAAACCAGACUUUUUGUUUCAUUCAGUUUCUG